ACAGUAGACUUACCUGCGAACAGCCGCGUCCCCUCAUCGCACUCCUUACUUUUGAACAGUCUGAGCCAUGUCCAUCUGUCCACCGUACGCGCCAUUCUUUGGCUUUGCAGGGGUGGCCUCCUCUAUGAUAUUCAGCACUAUUGGUGCGGCAUACGGAACCUCAAAAGCAGGCAUUGGCAUUGCAGGGCUGGGGCAAUUCAAGCCAGAAUUAAUCAUGAAGUCCCUUAUUCCCGUCGUCAUGUCGGGUAUCAUUGCCGUCUAUGGACUCGUUGUAUCUGUGCUUAUUGCGGGUGGCUUGGAUCCAACACAAGAUUAUUCUCUGUUUGCCGGCUUCAUCCAUCUAGGUGCAGGUCUCGCAUGUGGAUUCACCGGACUGGCCGCGGGCUAUGCAAUUGGCAUCGUGGGCGACGCAUGCGUACGCGCAUACAUUUACGAGUCGCGCGUCUUCGUAUCGAUGGUCCUCAUUCUCAUCUUUGCCGAAGUACUAGGUCUUUACGGCCUGAUCGUAGCACUCAUCAUGAACACAAAAGCAUCAGAUGUUCAGUGUUCAUGA
Messenger RNA from Heterobasidion irregulare TC 32-1, 553 nucleotides. RefSeq names its product 16k subunit of the vacuolar H+ ATPase. The record is from RefSeq and is a predicted model, not a curated record. Lineage: Eukaryota; Fungi; Basidiomycota; Agaricomycetes; Russulales; Bondarzewiaceae. Gene Ontology annotation, biological process: proton transmembrane transport. Bases 68 to 553 code for a protein of 161 amino acids. The transcript has 7 exons. Gene Ontology annotation, molecular function: proton-transporting ATPase activity, rotational mechanism. Gene Ontology annotation, cellular component: proton-transporting V-type ATPase, V0 domain.